AUGGCAGGAUCAAGCAUGAGCUUCCUGCGAUGGUCACUUCGCUGCAUCCCAGGCCUGGCUACCUUUGCCCUCAUCGUUCUGUUGGAAUGCGCAUUGAAAAUCGUGCAGACUGAAUGGCUUAGCUUCUUCUAUCCUCCAUUCCUCAAGCACUCGCAGGCACCAGUGGUUGCCCAAGGGCUAUUCAUAUCCUACUCAAUAUUCCUACAUAUACUUGCGCUACUCUUCCCACUGCGUCUUUGUGCUUCUGCAUGGGCUGCCACGGAAGGGAUCCGGGCCAGACACGGUCGGUCAAGAAUCAAGAAUGACGGCAGCCUCGAACGCGAUAUACCUCGCGAUGGAACAACGAAUAAUGAUACUCAUCAAGAUGGUGCGAAACAUACCGGACGUGUUAUCAUGGCAAUAGUGCUUCCGAGUUACAAAGAGGACAUUGAGAUACUGGAAACAUCUCUGCGUGUGCUGGCUUCUCAUUCCAUGGCAAAGGCUUCUUACGACAUCUUCUUAGCCAUGGAGGAGCGAGAUCCUAAUGGCGUCAACGUUGCAAAAAGCUUGCUGCAAUUGUUCUCAGGAAGCUUUCGAGGCAUACAAUACACCCAACAUCCCGCAAAUCUGCCCGGCGAAGCACCCGGCAAAAGCAGCAAUGUCAGCUGGGCUGCAAGAGAAAUCGAGCACAAAUACGUCAUGGAGGCGGAUUGGCCGAGUGUGCUUAUCACGGUGAUGGACAGCGAUACCCAUAUACUCAAUCAGUAUUUCGAAUUCGUUUUGGAACAACACCUCCUCAAACGCCGGGAGGAGGCCUCGACCGACAUGACCCUCUACAUGCCUCCUAUUGUUUUCGAUCGCAAUGCACACAAAGUACCCCGACUAGUGCGCAUGGCCGAUCUCAUGUGGUGCGGUGCGGGAUUGUCCACGUACGCCAGGCGAACGACUGCAACUACAGUGGCAAUACCUACGGCGGCGUACACCAUGCCCCUACCACUCAUCUGCCUAGCCGAAGGAUGGGAUACUGGCUCCGAAGCCAUCGGUGAAGACAGGCACAUGAUGUUGAAAUGUUACUUCGCUACAAAUGGUCGCAUGAAGAUUAUGUCUAUUCCAAGUCCAGUCAGUCAGUGCAACGUCACCACCGGCAAGGCUGGCUUCCGCGGCUGGGUUGCGAACCACUCGGCACGUUACGCCCAGGGACUUCGGCACAUGUGGGGUUGCCUGGACACAGGAUAUGCGGUUCGCCAAUGGUGCAAGAUUGGGCCCCGUCAGAUAUCUCAAGGGCCGAUAUCACUAGAUGAAGCCGCUGGCAGCUGUAGUCCGGACCGGGCAGACCGACCUCGUCAUGUGGAGUUGCGCCUAAAGCUCAGUCAACACGCUCUUCAAGGAUCCGACAAUCGAAGGUUCACGUACAGGAAUUUGGUCCUCUUCAGUCGGCUGUUCGAAGCACAUUUUCUGCCUAUCCAUCUAUUCCUUGUCCUUUUAGCAUCGGCUCUGUAUACAGCAUUGCCAUAUCCAAUGUCUUCCUGUCGACUUUUGACUGCAGCCUUGGACUUGACAUCAUACCUGCGCGCGGCUAGUUUUGGACUGAUGACACUAUACUUUGUCGUCUUCUACGAGAGGUAUCACACUGCUUGCGUCCAAGCCAGGGCAAGUGAAAUGAAGAAGGCCGGACUCUACGAGGAGUUGGCACACGAAUUCUCCUACCGAAAACGAUUGUCGAUCACAACCGUCCUGGACUACUUCAUGUUCCCAAUCGCAGGCACAAUGUUCGGCAGUGUGCCUCUAUUGCAAGCAAUCAUUUCGCACUUCUGGACGGAGAAGCUUGUAUAUUUGGUUAGCGCCAAAGCGGUGAGAGUGAUUGCGAAGAGCCUCGUUAGUGAUCGAGAGUUGAACCGUAAUCGGGGGGUGGUCGAAGUGUAA
Molecule: messenger RNA, 1902 nt
Organism: Exophiala viscosa
Lineage: Eukaryota; Fungi; Ascomycota; Eurotiomycetes; Chaetothyriales; Herpotrichiellaceae
Exons: 3
Coding region: 1-1902 (633 amino acids)
Source: RefSeq, a predicted model, not a curated record